UGGACUGAUGCGAGGGCAGGUGAUACUUAAUGCAGAGCAGUUUCUUUUCAGCUGCAAAUAGAUUAUUAUUGGCCGCCUCUUUUGCUUUCUUGGUUGUUGAAAAGCUUAAGAAUUAUCACUCUUUUUUCUAUAAGAUAAAACGCGGGCAUCUUUGUGCAGGAAGCUCGGAAAACUAAAACAACAUGACUCUACGAUUAAGCUGCGUUUUUCUACUUGCCUUUGUAGGUAAGUUUGCAUUUGAAACUUGCUCGUCAUCGACCGAAGCAAUAUUUACAAUGCAGAGGGUUUGCAUUUUGUUAAGCACUAAUCAAUCCUCACAUUGCUGAAACAUCCCUUUGGAAAUGAGAAGCUUUUUUGACCUUUUAAGUAUUUUUUUCUGUCCAAAUUAACGAGUCGAAGUACUCCGACCACAAGGGCUAUGUUUGUUUACAAUGAAAUACGGUAAAAUCGUGAACCUUUGCAUACAGUAAGCGAAGCUAUCUGUUCCGUUAUGAUUUCUUUUUUCUUUUAAUGGAGAACAACUGAAGAUUAUUUAGAUCUCAAACCGUUAUAUUUAAGAGGUAGUUUACCUUGUGAUUUAUUGGUGAUAUGGUGGUUCGCAUUUUGGAAGAUCAGAAUUUGUUACAUGACAACAAUUUAUUCGUCUCCAUUUCAAUUAAAAUAGAUGGAAAUAAUCUCUUUUAUCAACUUUCUCAGCUUUGGGAAAAAAAUCUUCCAAAACGUAUCAAAGAGAGGUACUGAUGAUUUUUGAGAGGUUUUACAUAUCUCUGUGAUAAUAGAUGCGAUUUGUUUUAACGACUUUUGGGUUAAUAAAGUGCAACACUUUUGCUCUGAGCUGAGGUGUCUCAGUAAAUUGAUCUAUAAAAGACCGUAGUUCCCUUACCACAAUAUAAAUAAUUUCAACAGGAAUUAUCUUGGAUUCUUAAUACUGAAAAUUAGAAGACCUAGAUUUGCUAACAAGUUUUUACAGGAAAACAUUGUUAGAGCUGUACAAUACAUUGUCUUCAGUGCCAACUCGUUUUCAAUUUCGAAUGACAAUAAAAUUUUAAUAUUUAUUCAACGCAGUGCAAUGAAACCAAAUGUCGGUUUCAAAAGUCAUCUCACUAUCAUUUUCAUUUAUCGGUCCAGUUUCAUAAUUUAAAGGAGAACGAUUUUCAUUUCCCUUUCUGGUAAGAAAAAUUAUAUUGAGGUGGAUCAAACUCAAUUUGCUAUUUUAAAAUAUUUAUCAUGCAGUUCUUUCAGCGACUGUAUUUUACGAAAACCAGACUUCGAAAAGCUGACUGCCAGUUAUCUUUAUUAAAUUCACAACCAAACAAGAAGCUUCUAAUUAACGAGGGCGAAUACUUAUAACCCUACUGUUUUUCUUUUCUUGCAAAUUUUCGGUUUUCAAGAACAUGUCUUGCUCUACCAUGACAACGUCGAUUUGUUUUGCACCAAACGCAACUCACAUGAUCAUUGAUUUGAAUUUAUUGAUACUUUUGUCAUUUCGGUGAAUUGAAUAUUUUUUGUGUUAGUUAAGUUGUUUCCUUUGGAAAAAAAUCGAAAGAACUUCGAGUUCAAACUAUGUAAACAGUAUUCAGGUUAUUGCAAACUAGUGGUUCGAACGCUAGAAUAACUUGAACUAACUCGAACGUGCCAUGGGUGUGAUAAAAAAUCGAACGAAGGCUCACGGAAAAAAUGAGAAAAAAAAACGAGAUUGUGAUAAAACAGAGAGCUUCGACGAUUUUGACUUUUUCUCUAAACAUUUCCACUUGUGACUUGGAUAUUUUUUUUUCUCCGUAUGUGUGCGUGUGUGUGUGGGUGAGGGUGUGUGGGGGGGGAGGGGUUAUGUUUUGAUAGAUGUCAUCAUCAUGGACUUACCGGCAUCACUUUAAUGGGCUAAAAAAUUCACCAUGCAAAGUGGCACAGUCAAUCUUUGGCAAAACUCUAUAAUUCGCUAGUUAUGCUUACCCAGGCACUCAAUUCGGCGCCAACGAAGUGUGAAACCACCUUGUAAACCGCCGGCUGAAGUAAAGUUUGAAUAGAUAUAACAUAGAAUGUUUUUCUUCUCAGCUGCCACUCUUUUGUCAGCUUUUGCGGCUGAUUUUAGCGACACAGCAUGUGGCGGUAUGUGCAUGAAAGUCCUUCGCAGGUCUGGAAAGGUUCUGUUUCGUCGUUGUCGUAACAACAAGGCUUUUGCCAAAGCCUUCACUGUAGAAAUGGAUGUCAUUAAGCAACUGGGGGCGAAUGGCACAGAUAUGGGAAAGAAUCGAUCAAUAGAUCCUAAAGCUCAAGAUUUCACCAUGGCAAAACUGAACAAAUCCGCUGUGUUGCAAGGCCUGAAGGCGAUGAAGCUCUCCGCCAAGGCUCACUUCAAGGCUCAAAAGGCAAAUCUGCACGUUGACAUCUACAUUCUUUGCCAAAACGGAACGAUCAAAUUCGAUGAUGAUGAGAUAGAAAUGAAAACUGGCUCCAUGAAAUUAUUCCUGAAGGUACACAAUCAUUAUUCAUUAAUCUAUCAUGUUAUCUCUGUGACUAGACAUUAUAAUCACUUAGGGGUAGCGUUACCUAGUUUCUAGAUGGUACCAAAUAGGACAACCUAAAGGACUAAGCUAUUUUAACUUGACUCCACUAAAUUUAUUUUUUAGUUUAAUUUUAGACGAGAACAGGUCUCCUUUUUUCCCGAACUAAGCCACUUUCAGGGAAGAAACUUAGAGCUAAAUUAACAAUAGAGAGAUUGUUUCGAGCGCGGGAAACCUUUAAUGAUCCGCUGAGUUAUUUCCAACAUGAUUAAUCUUACUCAAUUGCAAAACAUAAUGAAAAAUUUGUCAUCAACCCUUUAGCUUUGUAGAGAAUGUCCUAGUUUGGGCUAACCUAGGCAUGUUUAUCUUUCCCUAAGACAGACAUGUGCUCGCAUGGAGAUAGAAGAAAUCAUUAGUUUGUCUUUUAACCUUAAACUUGUGACAGGCAUUUUUGAGUGACGAACUGGGUCCACCUCAGCUUGGAUUUGUUUGAAAUAUGAACCAGACUGACUCAGAAGGUGGUGCGAGACAAUCGCAGAGUUAAGUGAAAAACAAAAAAAAACAAAAAAAACAAAAGGACAACGGCAACAAAAACGACGCAAUCCCAAAUAAGCUAGAGAUUGAAUUGAAAGUUCUUUAAUUGUUUCCCUUAGUACGCCAAAUAGGUUCAAAAUUUGACUGUUUUUUUUUAAAGCUUGAAAACUAUACUUCCAGUGAGGCGAAGGAUAUUGAGUUGGGACUCAUUGUCCAGGGAAGAAAGGGUCAAAACCCAAGGAAAGACGAAGACAUCAAAGACAGUGACGGUAAACAAAAGAAACUCAAUCGAAAAAUACCAUGCCGGAAAACAGGUAAAUGCGGCAAGCAUUUCCGCUUUGGCGGUGGAGACGAUACCGACGAUGAAAUGUCAGCUGCUAGUAAGGUAAAGUUCUGAGUGAAGUUAUUAUGCAACAGAUCUAAACCAUCCUUUCUUUUGGUUGUCUUGCGUAAUGAUCCAAGAGGGAUGACUUUAGCAAAUAGUGAAAACAUUCAAUGACUCGCCAGUCAGUGAUCAACAAAACUUUUAUUUUAACGGGUUGUUGUGUUUGUUGUUGUUUUUGUUUCUUUGUUUGUUGUUUUCUGUUCUUUUUCCCGCUGUUUUCUAGAUAAGUUCAAUUUGAAAACCGCCUCCUGGAGAGCGUUUGCAGACAAUUAUAUUCCCCUAAUAUUAUUUCUCACUUCUAACAAUUUUAAUCUCAUUUUUUCCUUUCAUUUUUGCUUUACUAGUGCAAAGUAAAUGGCAAAUUUGCCAACUUCAGCAGCGGUGGCUACCCAAAGCUCGAGAAGGUCGGCAACAAGUAUAGGAUUGCUUUCCGAGUACCCGCCAAUCUCAGCAGAAGCAUUGAAAUUGACCCAGGAGUGACAUUGGGGGAUGAACUUAAGGACGAAGACGACAAAGACGAUAAAGAAGGCAACGCAGUUUCCGUUCAGCUGAAUUUUUUUUUGCUUUUCGUGAUGCUGGCAGCCAUAUUCGCGUUUAACUGAGAACAGUGAAGUUUUACGUUAGGCUUUUGAAAAGCUAUAUAUGUUGUUUUUUUUAAUCUGAUGUAGCUCACAUCAAGAAACCUGUGAUAGUACCACCCCUCCCUCCCCUUCCUCGCAUUUUUGUUUCCUUUUUCUUACAUUCAGAAUUCCCACGUAAUACUGAUGCUUAACGAUGAUUCCUUUUUCUAAUGCAAUGCUUAAUGUGAAGUUUUGAGAGGCAGCGAGUGAAGAAAUAAGGGAAAUAAGAGCUGUUUCCAAUCUCUUCUCGUUUUCUCGAGCCCAUUUGCUUCGCUAGCGAAGUGUUUAUGGAAAUACGUUGAACAGGCAGUAGUUGUACUUGCAUGGUCAUAUAACGCUUUGAUUAUCCUUUUCAAAAUGUAAUAGCUUAAUAGCCUAGUCAUUUGUAUGUUACACUCUACACGCUGAAUUGAUUGUUACAUUUAAUAAAACCAUUUGCACCUGAGUU
Pocillopora meandrina is the source of this 4488-nucleotide messenger RNA. Lineage: Eukaryota; Metazoa; Cnidaria; Anthozoa; Scleractinia; Pocilloporidae. The record is from the annotation of a GenBank genome assembly.